Molecule: messenger RNA, 3430 nt
Organism: Aquila chrysaetos chrysaetos
Lineage: Eukaryota; Metazoa; Chordata; Aves; Accipitriformes; Accipitridae
Product: cuticle collagen 19-like
Exons: 2
Coding region: 343-879 (178 amino acids)
Source: RefSeq, a predicted model, not a curated record
ACCAACGCCCGAGCGAGCGCGGGCCGGAGAACACGCACGCCGGCCUGGUAACGCACGGCCGGGCGCGCCGGGCCGGCCCUUUCUGAGGAGAAGAGGCCACGCCACGGGCCUUUGGGCACCUGCUGCACCGGCGCGGAGAGGCCGCGCCUCGCUCGGCCCUGCCGACUGCGGCCGCAGCGCUGCCGCCGGGGGCGCCAUUUCAAGCCUGCCGCCCCCCCGAAGACGCCUGAAAUAAAUGGCGGAGGGGGCGGAGACCUUCGUCCCAUCACCCAAUCCGAAGAGAGAGUCCCAGGUGCAGGCGGUACACGCGGCCCCAAAGCCAAUGGGCGUGAGCGGCGGUGGAUGACAGACGGGUGGCUCCCUCCGCCCGGGGGCCAAUGGGGCGGGCGGCGCGGGGCGCGUCGCGCCGUCCCGUGGUGCCGCGGGGCGAGCGGCGGCAGGAGCGGCGGCGACUGCAUCCGGGUCCCGGCGCGGCUCCGGGUCACCCUGCGGCAGACUAACUUGAAGGCCCGGAAGUGCCGCCCCCGGGCGCUCCUGAGUGGUGGGUUGGCCCCGCCGCCCGCCGGGGAUAGGCUGCGGAUUCCGUCAGCGCCUGGGUACGUCACUUCCGCUAUCAAGUGUGUGGGCAGGGGAGACCUUGGCCGCGGGGGGAGCCGCGUCCGUGUCCCCCCCCCGGUAGCGGGGCCGCGGGGGGAGCCUGGGGGGGGCCGUGCCCGGGGGUCGCCCGCCGUGCCCUUCCCCGGGGCUGCCCGCGCCUCGGGCACCGAGGAGCCCUGCCCUGCGGCGGGGAGCGGUGGCCGGAGGAACUUGUGGCGGGGCAGGCAGGUAGGGGCGGCGGGCAGGGCCGCAGGCAGCCGCGGGCAGGCGGGGAGGGCGUGAGAGGCGGGAUGGGCAGGCAGAACGCGGUACGGCGUAAGAAGAGCGAAGUUCAAAACCGAGGAGGCGGACGCUGAAGAAAAUACCUCGUGAAAUGCACCUGCUUUGGCAACUAAGCACGCUGUCAGCAGGCUGGGGGGUAAGGGGUGGGAUCGCACGGAGCUGAACUUCGGCGCUUGCCGGUAUACGCUGUACUGGUCAAAACUAAACGCUUGGGUUAUGUUUCAGUAUUGUCGUUAGCAGAGUGUGGAAUCCGUCCCUGACAAGCGAUAAAGUGCUUAUGGAGACUUUCUUCUGGCCCAGCGCAGUCAGUUUUGGAGAAGGACGUUACUCUAUCACAUCCUAGUUUUAUGACGUAUUUCUUGCAGGAGUGGAAACUCAACCUGAUGUUCAAGGUUAUGAUAAUCCUCGUUGAUAGAUUUGCCGUUUCUACUUUGCCUGUGCUCCUCUUUAAUGGUGCUGCUUUGUGCAGGCAAUUUCCUGACUGUAAUGCGAGCCUUCACGGGCACGGAAGAAUUGCUUCCGUUCAACACGUAUGUAGAAACCGUACCGAACGAUGCUGAGGCAUAACAACAGGUCAGAUGUAAUCCGUGACAGAAUUUUCAGGGAAACGCAUCUGUGCCUUCCAAAGCAGUAACAUCUCUCUAACUUAACUAAACAGCGUUUAAGGGUCCGGGCAUCCUCUUCCUAAUUCUUCAGGUGGGUGAGCGUCCCCAGCUGCCGGGGGGUUCACCAAAACAGUUAUUUACUGGUGUGGCUCCUGUUGUCAAAUUUGACGCAUUCUGUUCACAGCAAUGGUCAGGUGUUAAAUGGCCUGAACUUACCCCAGGAGCUGUUCACGGUGGUGGUUGAAACCUGCUGCAGUCUUUCCAGUGUAGUCAACAUGCGAUGGUAGAUUUAAUAGGGGUUUGUUGUUUUUUUGUCCCUAUAAUAGCCAGCUUUGUGAAGAGGGACUUACUAAAUAGCUGUCUUGUGGUAUUUUUAAUGUAAAAGUGUUGACUGUGGUUUUGUCACUGAGCUUUUCACCAAGGUGUACUCUGUAUAUCUCAAAUGCUUAACCUCAAUUCACGUAGGUCAUGCUGGGAAGUAGUUAUUUUGCAUAAGACGACUGGGGACUUGGCAAAAGGAAGCUUAGGCAAAACAUCAAAUCACUUGCUUUGUUUUUCUACCACUACUAACAAGCUGUAUCCUUCUUUCACUUUCCUUUUGAUAAAUCGGUCCAUUUGCAAAACGAUAAAAAGCUCCCAGGACUUAUAAAGGGCAAUAGAUGUUUAAUUGUGUUGCCAAUUAAUAACAUCACACGGCAUUCUGGAAAACGUUCUCAUGCACUAACUGCAUUAUUUGCUGAAUUUGUGUAAUUAUCAUAUUAACAUACAAACUUCAUGCAGAGGAAGUUAGCUUGCUUAAGUAGUAAGUGAAUAAAUAUAUACAUUUGUAUAUCUAUACGUAAGCAUGCAUUCCUGUUCGAAGCAGGAACAAAUAACCAAAACGAUGGUUUCCUUUGAGAAGUGUGCUUUGUAGCGCUUGAAGCUGUAGCUGAACUGAAAUGUGUUCAUAUAUGUAUUUCUUCUGCCAGCGUACUGACAGAUGGGUGUUCAAAAAGGAUUUGUGAAAAUCUGAUAACAUCUUAGUGUAGUCGUUUUCUUUACUACAAGGUAUUUUCUAACUUCACUGAGGUUUUUGCCAUCAUUGUACAGUAAUGUAUACACAGUAAUGUAACACAUGCACCGCUUACACGCAGAUGGUUGAAUACUAAUGUUGUAAAAUUAAGUACGUGUACAGGAAGGUGCUAGGAUUUGUAUUACUUUGGUUCUUUGUUCAUAUUAGAAAUUAUUCAUUAUGAUCACAUACUUGUACUUUUCCAGAAGAGUUGUGCUUCAUUCAGUGCAUGAGUGGGCCGUAGCGACUUCUAAUUUCUUUCAAGCCGUGGUUUCUGGAUAUUUAUAUUCCAUCUGUAACUCCAUGGUUAUCAAACAGACUAAUUGAGAAUGUGGCAAAGCAAUAAUAGUUCAUGUUAUAAUUAUGUAAAACCAGAAUGCUUUGUGUUAAAGCGUUUAAAUGUAAAUGGGAUAUAGAUUUUGUAAGAAAAAUUUGGCAUUUCUGAUUGAGCCGCUAGAUGAAUACAUUACUGGUCAAAAUCAGUGGUAUUAAUUUUACAUUGUUGUGUGAAAAAUCCCAAGAAAUACCGUAGCAGACACAUAUCCCUGUCUAGGUGCGUGGACUUUGGUCCUGCUCGUGCUUAGAGUUAAAGCACAUCUAUAAAUUCGUACAGCGUUGUGUGCUGAAACUGCUUGUGCUUAUUUUCUCAUCUUUGUAAAAUUUGCCAGUUCAAACAAGUAUUCUGGUGUGAUUUACGCUUAGUCCAGUGUAUUGCUGCUAAAUGGACUGGCAUGUCCAAAUAGAGGUAUGAAACUUUAAAUUUUUGGGCAUAAGCAGGGGAGACUCUUAAAAAGGUGCCUGCACUUUAGCUGGCAAGCGUUACAUUGCAAUGAAAGAAUUUUUUGCUCUCUUAGUCAGUGCCUGUUUUUCAGUGCAGGUGAAUUUGCUUGGCACA